Mesoplodon densirostris (Blainville's beaked whale) is the source of this 5411-nucleotide messenger RNA. RefSeq names its product glycerophosphocholine phosphodiesterase 1 (gene GPCPD1). The coding region runs from base 179 to 2197 and encodes 672 amino acids. NCBI's taxonomy places the organism in Eukaryota, Metazoa, Chordata, Mammalia, Artiodactyla, Ziphiidae. The record is from RefSeq and is a predicted model, not a curated record. Gene Ontology annotation, biological process: glycerophospholipid catabolic process. Gene Ontology annotation, molecular function: glycerophosphocholine phosphodiesterase activity; starch binding. The transcript is spliced from 20 exons.
GGGCAGUGGCGGCCGCUCACGUGGCUGCCGAGUUGUCAGGGCGACCCGGCUGGGGGACGCGGGCGGAGCGCGGGGCGAGGCAUGGGCAGGGUCCCCCAGCCCGGGCGGGCUCUGCCCGUCGGGGAAACAGCGGCCUGGACGUUCGCCCCGCACGACAUCCUAAAAUAAAUCCAUCAGAAUGACACCUUCUCAGGUUACCUUUGAAAUAAGAGGAGCUCUUUUACCAGGAGAGGUUUUUGCAAUAUGUGGAAGCUCUGAUGCUUUGGGAAACUGGAAUCCUCAAAAUGCCGUGACUCUUCUUCCAGAGAACGAGACAGGUGAAAGCAUGUUAUGGAAAGCAACCAUUGUACUUAGUAGAGGAGUAUCAGUUCAGUACCGCUACUUCAAAGGGUGCUUUUUAGAACCAAAGACUAUCGGUGGUCCAUGUCAAGUCAUAGUUCACAAGUGGGAGACUCAUCUACAACCACGAUCAAUAACCCCUUUAGAAAGUGAAAUUAUUAUUGACGAUGGACAAUUUGGAAUCCACAAUGGUGUUGAGACUCUGGAUUCUGGAUGGCUGACGUGUCAGACUGAAAUCAGAUUACGUUUGCAUUAUUCUGAGAAACCUCCUGUCUCAAUAACCAAGAAAAAAUUAAAAAAAUCUAGAUUUAGGGUAAAGCUGACACUAGAGGGUCUGGAGGAAGAUGACGAUGAUAGGCUAUCUCCCACUGUUCUUCACAAAAUGUCCAAUAGUCUGGAGAUAUCCUUAAUAAGCGACAAUGAGUUCAAGUGCAGGCAUUCACAGCCAGAGUGUGGGUAUGGCUUACAGCCUGAUCGUUGGACAGAGUAUAGUAUACAGACAAUGGAACCAGAUAACCUGGAACUAAUAUUUGAUUUUUUUGAGGAAGAUCUCAGUGAACACAUAGUUCAGGGCGACGCUCUUCCCGGACAUGUGGGUACAGCAUGCCUCUUAUCAUCCACCAUUGCAGAGAGUGGGAAGAGUGCUGGAAUCCUUACUCUUCCCAUCAUGAGCAGAAAUUCCAGAAAAACAAUAGGCAAAGUGAGAGUUGACUAUAUAAUUAUUAAGCCGUUACCAGGAUAUAAUUGUGACAUGAAAUCUUCAUUUUCCAAGUAUUGGAAGCCAAGAACACCAUUGGAUGUUGGACAUCGAGGUGCAGGAAAUUCUACAACAACUGCUCAGCUUGCUAAAGUUCAAGAAAAUACUAUUGCCUCUUUAAGAAAUGCUGCUAGUCAUGGUGCAGCCUUUGUAGAAUUUGAUGUACAUCUUUCAAAAGAUUUUGUGCCUGUAGUGUAUCAUGAUCUGACCUGUUGCUUGACUAUGAAAAAGAAAUUUGAUGCUGAUCCAGUUGAAUUAUUUGAAAUUCCAGUAAAAGAAUUAACCUUUGACCAACUCCAGUUGUUAAAGCUCACUCAUGUGACUGCACUAAAAUCUAAAGAACUGAAAGAAUCUGUGGUUGAGGAGGAAAAUUCCUUUUCUGAAAAUCAGCCAUUUCCUUCUCUUAAGAUGGUUUUAGAGUCUUUGCCAGAAGAUGUAGGGUUUAACAUAGAAAUAAAAUGGAUCUGCCAACAAAGGGAUGGAAUAUGGGAUGGUAACUUAUCAACAUAUUUUGACAUGAAUCUGUUUUUGGAUAUAAUUUUAAAAACUGUCUUAGAAAAUUCUGGGAAGAGGAGAAUAGUAUUUUCUUCAUUUGAUGCAGAUAUUUGCACAAUGGUUCGGCAAAAGCAGAACAAAUAUCCCAUAUUAUUUUUGACUCAGGGGAAAUCUGAUAUUUACCCUGAACUCAUGGACCUCAGAUCUCGGACAACCCCCAUUGCAAUGAGCUUUGCACAGUUUGAAAAUCUACUGGGGAUAAAUGCACAUACUGAAGACCUUCUCAGAAACCCGUCCUAUAUUCAAGAGGCAAAAGCUAAGGGACUGGUCAUAUUCUGCUGGGGUGAUGAUACCAAUGAUCCUGAAAACAGAAAGAAAUUAAAGGAAUUUGGAGUUAAUGGUCUGAUUUAUGAUAGGAUAUAUGAUUGGAUGCCUGAACAGCCAAAUAUAUUCCAAGUGGAGCAGUUGGAACGUCUGAAGCAAGAAUUGCCAGAGCUUAAGAGCUGUUUGUGUCCCACUGUUAGCCGCUUUGUCCCCUCGUCUUUUUGUGGGGAGCCUGACAUCCAUGUGGAUGCCAACGGCAUAGAUAAUGUGGAGAAUGCUUAGUGUUUAUUGGGCGGAGACCAUUCGGGGCAUGCAUCGCUGUUCUGGGUAUUCACUUUUUAUCACUGAGCAUUGUUUAUCUAUGCCUUUUAGGUUUUCAGUCCAGUGAAGCAAUAAUGAAGUAUUUUAAUAUUUCACUACAGUUCUUGCUAGAAUUUCAAGUAUUCUAUUUAAAUCACUUGGCCAGGUAUAAUUACCAGUCAGUCUCUUUACAGUGAAAAAAUUUAUGGGUUGGUAAAUAUUUUAAACUAAAUAUGUAAGUUAUGUUAAACAAAUAUUCAUUAAAAACAUAACACUUUGAAAUUAACUAUACAAAUAUCUCAUAUUUACACUUAUUACAGCUUUUCAUUUGAUCAGGUCUGAAAUAUUUAGCACUCAAGGAACAUGACUAUGCAUAAUUAUACCUGACCAUGGGAAAAAUAAGUACCUCAAAUGCAUGCAUUUGCACUGGUGAUUCCAACUGCACAAACCUUUGUGCCAUCUGUGUAUUUUUCACAUGAAUUGACAUUCACACCAUUUUCAUUCAGUGUGAACCUUGAGGCUGCUGCCAUUUCCCCACUUAACCAAACCAAUGCCUGUGUAAAUAGCCUAGAGGUGAUCCUUGAAAACUUGUUUAAUACAUCUUUCAAAAGUUGUUUUGCAUAAAUAUUAAAAUUUCAAAAAGCUGCAGGGUAACUUAAUGUAUAAAAUAUUAGAAGUAUGGAUUGAAGACAGUACAGUAGAUGAUAAUGUAUAAAUUCUGUUGAAUGCAUGCUUUUUGUUUUAAGCAUGAGAUAGUACACGUUUACUGUAAGUCCUUGCAUCUGUGGUGCUAGGUGAGUGUGAGAAGGUGUCAAGGACUGAAAAAUAAUUUGUUGCCUAAAAAAAAAAAAAAAGGAAAAAAAAGCCUAUUUGUAGGCAUUUUAAAUAUGCUUAAGUGUCUCUCACUACCUAUUACACACCGUUGCUUUGUGUGUUUGUUUUGUAUGUGUGUUGUACAGUAGUUAAAUCUCUGUGCAGAAAAAUAAAUGUCCUGAAUUCUUAUAUCGGUAUUCUUUAUUGGUUAAUGAAUAUCAUGCAUGUAAUUUAUUUAGAAAUGCAGAACAUUCUAUUUAAUGUAUAUGCAUGUUGUUAGGAUUAUACCAAGGUUUCUGUCAUUAGACGCAGAUUGUUUUGGCAUAACUGUAACUUAUGAAUGAAUGUUGAAUAAAAUACACAGAUUUAUUUUCUUCAUUAUAAAAUGAAAUUUCAAGAAGGUGUUACUUUUGUAGCAUUGGUUCUAUAUUAUUAUUACGAGAAAUUGGAAUUUAGUGUCUACCCUGCAAGGAUGGCUUAUUUGCAUAUACCUUUUAUUGUUCCUCGCUAGGCAGUUUAUUCAUGUAUUGACAUGAUUUGGUAGUAGCUGAGAACCUGAAACUUGGAUUAUAUAUUUGUAUCUUUUUAUUUUUUUAAGCCAAGCAAUGCAGCUUUGGUCAAAUCUUAAUUGUGUGAAGAUAGGCUUUAAAAGCCUAUGGUAUUGUGUUUGUAACACUGAUAUUUAAUGGAAAAUAGUUUAGGAAAUGGAGUCUUCUGCAGAGGUUUUAUAUACUUUUCUCAUAUUGAAAGAGAUUUUCCAACACUUGAUGUGAAUUAGGCACUUUUAGAAAACGCCUGGAAAAGAAUUACUUUUCUUGAUCUGCAGACCUGGUACAGUACAAUUACCAUUACCUUACAGUAACUUGAUUAGCCAUAUGUGUAUUUCAAGUCGUGUUUGUUUGCUCCUCCCCUGUGCCUUUCCAGUUCCAGCUCCAUUUUGAAGACCUGCAGAUCAUGAAAAAACAGGAAAGGAAGUGAUGUGGGGGUCAGUUUCCUGAACUGUGUAAUUCGCUGAGAAGAGCUUACAGCGAUUGCUUAUGACAAGGACAGAAGCUCACUGCUCGGCUUCUUUCCUGUCUCUUCCUGACCUGAUAAACACCAGGGUUAGUGGAUGAUUAACUCAUAGCGAGCAGUGGCUCUCGUUUUUACAGGACUAGGUCCUGGCUUCCAUAUCACUAGCUACUGCCCUGUAUAUUCUGCUCCAGCUACACUGUACCUGUGCUAGGCCCUAGCCACGCCAUAUUCCUACACUACUUCCUGUCUGUAGCCACGUGACCUCUGCCUGGAAGCCUUCUUUUUACUUGAUACUUUCUCCCUGCCAAACUCAUUUCUCCUUAAGCCAUUCAUUGACCUCUCUCCGCUGCACCCUUGCCAAAACUUAAGAAGGGAUGCAUCCACCUUUUCUACUCCAUGGCCCAGUGUUCAUUCCUUGAUCAUGCCAUGUAUCAUAGUACAUUUUAGGUAGACGUAGUUGAGGUUUGUCUCACCAGGCUGCAGGCUCUUCAGGGGCAGGGACCUUGUCUUACAAAUUUUUAUUUCCACAGUGCAUGAAACAUAGUAGAAACUAAACUUUGGAAUUGUGGGGAUAAUUUGUAUCAAAUGUCUUUUUGAAUUAAGAGAUUUAGUUAAUGUUUACUAAGAAUGUAAAGUCUGAAUUGGUUUACAUUUGGCAGUUGGAACAGUUUAUUGAUGUCAGUUUUAAAUGUAGAGGUCUAAUGUUAAAUUAUUUUAUAUUUUCUGGAAACUGAGUGAAAUGUUUGAUAAAAUGCUGCCACUGUUCUCUGAUAAUUCCACUGUCCGGAAUUACGUACUGUAACCGACGGGAUGUAAACGUGAGGAAUACAGCUCAUUGCUGUGGCAGUGGUGCCCGAGGGCAGCCACAGCCACCCGUGACCUCACUCCCAUUGCUCCUUGUGACACUCGUCUUCCUUCUCCCCUCUGAAGCCCAUGCUUAGGCCUACCUCAGCACCGCUUUCCUUGUCUUCCUUCUGCGUUCAGCUCAGGUGCCACCUCUUCCAAAAAACAUUCCUCAGCUCAUGAUGCAAACAAGUACAGACAGCCUCUAAAUCUUACCACUUUUAUUUUCAGCCUUGGUUAUAAACCCAGACAAGUUAACUGACUUAACCAGGUUGGGACUAGAACUGGGCUUUGUGACUCCUAAACCCAUGUUCUUAUAUGACGCUGCCUUCUGAAUUUUCGUGGCAUUCUUUAGCAUAUGCUUUCUUGUAGUCCCACUUUUUAUGUGCCUGUUAUAUUUCCCUAAUAAGAUUGUAAGCCCCUUAAGGGCAAGGACUUCUUUGCAUUUCUAGCACUACCAUAGUGUUCGAUACUUAGUUAUGAACUAGAUAAAUAAAUGGUGGUGAAUACAAUCCUAGUUUCCUAA